UUGAUGUUUUGUUGCCCAUAAAAAAAAAAGAAAAAGAAAAAAAAAGUACUGUAUAUGAAGUGUGAACUGUAAAUUCCCUCCUCUCCAAUUUUCUCUCACGCCUCUCUCGGACUCGCCCUGCUCUCUCACAUUCUCAGCAAUCUCUCCCUCCUUUCCGGCGAGGUGCAGCUACGCCGCCGCUACCACCGCCGCCGAAGCACCGACGCAGUUGAAAUUCUAGGCAAAAGACAAAAAUGAAGAUAGAAGAAGUGCAGUCGACUACUAAGAAACAGCGGAUUGCCACUCACACCCAUAUUAAAGGUCUUGGCCUUGAUGUCAAUGGAAAUGCGAUUCCACUGGCUGCUGGCUUUGUGGGCCAAGCACAGGCAAGAGAAGCAGGAGGACUUGUAGUUGAUAUGAUAAGACAGAAGAAAAUGGCUGGAAAAGCUUUGCUUUUUGCUGGCCCUCCAGGUACUGGAAAAACGGCGUUGGCUCUUGGUAUAUCUCAGGAACUUGGGAGCAAGGUUCCAUUCUGCCCUAUGGUUGGGUCAGAAGUCUACUCAUCAGAAGUGAAGAAGACUGAGGUUCUUAUGGAAAACUUUAGGCGAGCAAUUGGUUUACGUAUCAAGGAAAACAAGGAGGUUUAUGAAGGAGAGGUGACUGAGCUCUCUCCGGAAGAAACUGAAAGUGUGACUGGUGGCUAUGGUAAGAGCAUUAGCCAUGUGAUCAUUGGAUUGAAAACUGUAAAAGGGACCAAGCAAUUGAAGCUAGACCCAACUAUCUACGAUGCUUUGAUAAAGGAAAAGGUGGCUGUUGGAGAUGUUAUAUACAUAGAAGCGAAUAGUGGGGCAGUUAAGAGAGUGGGGAGAAGUGAUGCUUUUGCCACAGAGUUUGACCUUGAGGCAGAGGAGUAUGUCCCACUUCCAAAAGGAGAAGUUCACAAAAAAAAGGAGAUUGUGCAGGAUGUUACCCUACAUGAUCUAGAUGCUGCAAAUGCUAGGCCACAAGGUGGACAAGACAUAUUGUCUCUGAUGGGACAGAUGAUGAAGCCUAGGAAAACGGAAAUCACGGAUAAGCUACGGCAAGAAAUAAAUAAGGUAGUUAAUCGAUAUAUUGAUGAAGGUAUCGCGGAGCUUGUACCUGGAGUGUUAUUUAUUGACGAGGUGCACAUGCUGGAUAUUGAGUGCUUUUCAUAUUUGAAUCGGGCUUUGGAGAGUUCUCUAUCACCAAUAGUGAUCUUUGCAACAAACAGAGGAGUAUGUGAUGUGAGAGGAACGACAAUGAAGAGUCCUCAUGGAAUACCUGUAGACCUGUUAGACCGGCUAUUAAUAAUACGAACAGAAACUUACGGUCCUGCUGAGAUGAUACAGAUUUUAGCAAUUCGUGCUCAAGUGGAGGAACUUGUUGUAGAAGAAGAAGGUCUUGCUUACUUGGGUGAAAUAGGGCAGCGCGCAUCGUUGAGACAUGCAGUUCAGCUGCUAUCACCUGCAAGUGUAAUUGGCCGGAUGAAUGGCCGAGAAAAUAUCUGCAAGGCUGAUAUUGAGGAAGGUGAUUCAUUAUAUCUGGAUGCCAAGUCUUCAGCUAAGCUUCUACAGGAGCAACAAGACAGAUACAUUUCAUGAUGUAAUUACAGUCUCUAUGUUUCUGUUGUUUAGCUAUGGAGUGUAUAAUUCAGAGAAUUUAGGAGAGUGGUUAAUUUGUUGAAUGAUCUAUUAAUUACUUUGAGUGCAUAUUGAAUUCGGCGGAGAAUGCAUUUUAGCCAAGCACCGCGAUUCACAUGGUGCAGUUUUGCCUUAAUAGAAGUCGCAUAAGCAGCAAUCUUGUGACAUUGAUGA
Spinacia oleracea (spinach) is the source of this 1814-nucleotide messenger RNA. RefSeq names its product ruvB-like protein 1. Gene Ontology annotation, molecular function: ATP hydrolysis activity; ATP binding; ATP-dependent activity, acting on DNA. The record is from RefSeq and is a predicted model, not a curated record. NCBI's taxonomy places the organism in Eukaryota, Viridiplantae, Streptophyta, Magnoliopsida, Caryophyllales, Amaranthaceae. The transcript is spliced from 12 exons. The coding region runs from base 234 to 1601 and encodes 455 amino acids.